AUGCAGAACAGCCCAAACUUCCCGCGCAACCUCGACAUAAAGCCUUCCGAAGCACCCGUCGUCGGGGAGGAUACACAGUCUGUUUGCAUCUCCAAAAGCUCUGGCAUUAACGUCGGCUCGGACGGCCGAUUCGAUUACGCUGCGCAGGAAAAUGCAAUUCGCAGAUAUGGCAUAGCCGGCCGUGUCUGGGAAGCGUCGUACGCCAUACUCGCCUACGUCGACCGCCCUCCCCACGGGGAAACAGAUGUGGAGUUUGAUCCACCGCCAUUUACAAACUCGCGUUUGUCACGUCGUCUGACUGUCCUCGAACUUGGUUCCGGGACCGGGCUGGUGGCUUCCCGCAUCGCAGACCGCUGCGCCCUCGAAGAACAACACCAUCUCGUCGUCGCGACUGACCUGCCCGAGGUGUGCCCGCUCCUCGAGAGUAACCUCUACAGACACCAGUCGGUGCGCGUCCGGCCCCUCGCAUGGGGAAAUCGCGCACACACGCUCGACAUCGCGUCCGAUCUCGCUCUGCCCGGGACUGCCCCACCGAGUGCGGGGUCACCCCGCUACCCCACUCACAUCGUCUGCAGCGAUCUGGUAUACUUCCCCGCGCUACUUGCGCCGCUCCUGCGCACGCUCCUGCACCUCACAUCUCCACCGUUCGUCCCUCCAGAGGGCGCGCCCGCACAGGCAGUGCUCUCGUACAGAAUCCGCAGUCUCGUGAAAGAGACACCUUUCUGGUCCGCGUUUGGGCUCUGGUUCUCGUUCGCGCCAGUGUUUGUGAAGAGCGGGGAGGGAUGGAGCCGCUUUGUCCCUGUAGCCGGUGACGACGAGACGUUUGUAUUUGUUGCAGAGCGGAGGCCUGAGUCUCGCCGCUGGGUGGUUCCUGAAGAUGAUCGGGAGUUGUUGAAUGGAGUCGGUGCGCGGGGAACGAAUGAGGGUAAGGCGGACGAUACAUUUGAGACGAUAUUAUUUAUGGGGAUGGGUCUAGGCAAGGACGAAUAA
This is a messenger RNA of Sparassis crispa, 990 nucleotides long. RefSeq lists its product as hypothetical. The record is from RefSeq and is a predicted model, not a curated record. Bases 1 to 990 code for a protein of 329 amino acids. Gene Ontology annotation, molecular function: protein-lysine N-methyltransferase activity. Gene Ontology annotation, biological process: peptidyl-lysine methylation. The transcript has 3 exons. Gene Ontology annotation, cellular component: cytoplasm. Lineage: Eukaryota; Fungi; Basidiomycota; Agaricomycetes; Polyporales; Sparassidaceae.